Coregonus clupeaformis (lake whitefish) is the source of this 2578-nucleotide messenger RNA. Its product is annotated as cadherin-1. Gene Ontology annotation, biological process: adherens junction organization; cell-cell junction assembly; homophilic cell-cell adhesion. The transcript has 16 exons. NCBI's taxonomy places the organism in Eukaryota, Metazoa, Chordata, Actinopteri, Salmoniformes, Salmonidae. Gene Ontology annotation, cellular component: cytoplasm; adherens junction; plasma membrane. The record is from RefSeq and is a predicted model, not a curated record. The coding region runs from base 301 to 2475 and encodes 724 amino acids. Gene Ontology annotation, molecular function: cadherin binding; calcium ion binding.
CACAGACUUUACUACAAGCUGAGAAAAUGUAUGGUGAAGAAUAUCUACAGCAUUUAUUUUGACUAGGCUAAAUGGAGUAAUGGUGCGGGUAUAAAGAACCGUUCUCCUCCAUGCCCAUAUUUGGAGCGAGCGGAUGGGCGAGGUCUGCCUGCUGAAGCCACCCGAUUAAAAGCUCAUUUAUCUAAUUUAACCGACACCCAGAAAGCACACAUUUGAACAAGAGAGAAGUGUCCCCUCUACGCGUAAACGGAUUACUUUUUACUGUUGGUGGAACGACUAUCCAGAAAUUAUUCAAAACAAAUGGGGGCCUUUUGGUUCGUGGAGUUGGGCAUAUUAAUAUUAUUUCUCCAGGCUUUCAAGCCAGGGGCGUCGGAGGAGUCAAAGUGUCUACCAGGUUUCAAUUCAGAAAUGUACAUUUUCAAAGUGGAAAGAAAUCACUUACAAAGUGGCCGGAGACUAGGAAAAGUGGUUUUUGAUGACUGCACCAGCCGCACCAGCUUUCUCUUUCACUCCGAGGAUUCACGAUUCAAAGUAAAUGGCGACGGGACGCUGAAACUGAAGAGGGGGGUGACUCUGCGUAAUGGACAAGAGGAGUUCGAUGUCUCUACCCACUCCAAGGGCAAGAAGAUCACGGUUCCAGUCAGAGUGCUGCAUGAGGCCAGACACGGCCACCACCACAAUCACCACCACCAUGAGAUGACCACCCAGCCCCAGCCUGGAGCAAGUCUGUCUCUACCAGUUCUGAACUUCCCCAAGUCUUCAGGAGGUCUGAAAAGAACGAAGAGGGACUGGGUCAUUCCUCCCAUCAACUUCCCAGAGAACAACCAAGGCCCCUUCCCCAAGGAUAUGGUGCAGAUCAGGUCCAGCAAUGAUAGAGUGGUGAAGAUCCAGUACAGCAUCACUGGCACUGGGGCAGACCAACCUCCUGUGGGACUCUUCACUGUGGACAAAAACUCUGGGGUUCUCUAUGUGACCCAGCCUUUGGACAGGGAGAAACAAGACCAACACAUUCUCCUAGCCCAUGCUGUUGCAGUGGGUUCAGGUAAAGCUGAGGAGCCCAUGGAGAUCAUUGUGAAAGUAAUCGAUAUGAAUGACAACAAACCUGUAUUUACCCAAGAUCAAUUUACGGGAACAGUUCCUGAGGCAUCAAAACGAGGUGACGAGGUCAUGCAGGUAACGGCCACUGAUGCUGAUGAGGAGGGCUCUGCCAAUUCUGAUGUCAGAUACACCAUUAUCAAACAGGACCCUCUACUACCAAGCCCCAACAUGUUUGGCAUCAACCCUGUGACCGGAUGGAUUUGGGUUAAUGCACCUGGGUUGGACAGAAAGAAAAUUCCCAAAUAUACUUUGGAAAUCCAAGCCGCCGAUAUGGAGGGAAAUGGCCUUAUCAGCUUUAGCAAAGCCAUCAUUACAGUAACGGACAGCAAUGACAACGCGCCACAGUAUUUUUUUUUUCUCCCACAGACCCAGACACUGCAAGGAAUCAGAAAGUCACAAUCCCCUUUUGUCCAAGACAACAAAUACUCUGUUAUUGUUCUGGGCAUUGACAACGAUGAAGUCCCGGCAACUGGCACUGGCACCGUUAUCAUAGAGCUGGAGGAUGUGAAUGACAAUGCUCCAACCAUCGACGAGAGGGUGAUUUGGGUCUGCAACAAGGAGUCCUCCCCACAGCUUCUGUCAGUCACUGAUAAAGAUGGCGCGGGCUUCGCUGCUCCAUACACCGUACAGCUUCAGGGGUCGUCCCAUUCUAACUGGACUGCCAGAAUGAAUGACACAAAGACUGGCAUUAUCCUGACACUAAAGACUAUGUUGGACAGUGGAGAUUACACAGUUGUCCUGAGAGUGUCUGACAACCAGGGCCUGCACCAGGACCGCACCAUCCAGGCCUCAGUGUGUGACUGCAAAGGAGCUGAUGUCCAGUGCACCAAUAAAUCUGUAGCAGGCUUCGGCCUCUCUAGCAUUCUGGGAAUUCUAGGAGCCGUCUUACUACUCCUAUUGUUGUCUCUUCUGCUGCUCAUGUUCCUGAGGAAGAGAGGUGGUGAGAAGAAGGAGCCUCUGCUGCAGGAGGAUGAUGUCAGGGACAACAUCUACUACUACGACGAGGAGGGAGGUGGCGAGGAUGACCAGGAUUUCGACUUGAGCGUUCUGCACAGAGGUCUGGAUAACCGUCCUGAUGUUUUCCGUAAUGACAUCGUGCCAACCAUGGCCCGGCCAGAGUAUCGCCCACGACCCGCCAACCCAGCCGACAUUGGCAACUUCAUUGAUGAUAACCUGAAGGCAGCUGACAACGACCCCACUGCUCCUCCCUACGACUCCCUCCUGGUGUUUGACUAUGAAGGAGGUGGCUCUGAGGCCGGCUCCCUCAGCUCCCUCAACUCCUCCAGCUUAGGAGACGACCAGGACUACGACCUCCUUCAAGAGUGGGGCCCACGCUUCAAGAAGCUGUCUGACAUGUACAGAGGAGGAGAGGAUUGAGAAGUCAGUCAGCCACUAAACCUUUCUGCUUGGCAAGGAUCCGGUUCUCUACACUUGAGUCUGUAGACUGAAGACACCUUCUUUAUUUCCCCUUUUAUGUGUU